This is a messenger RNA of Siniperca chuatsi (mandarin fish), 2298 nucleotides long. RefSeq lists its product as uncharacterized. The transcript has 11 exons. NCBI's taxonomy places the organism in Eukaryota, Metazoa, Chordata, Actinopteri, Centrarchiformes, Sinipercidae. Bases 152 to 1195 code for a protein of 347 amino acids. The record is from RefSeq and is a predicted model, not a curated record.
UGUCACAAGACACCACAGAAUGUGCAGGAAGUGGUUCAUUAUAGUUUCUGCACGUUUACUCUUUUAGCUGUCUGUAGGCGUAGACAAGAACCUCAUAGGUGCCUGUACAGGUUCCACAAGGUGCUGUUGAGACAGCACAUUGCUUGAAAUCAUGAAUAUUAUCACCGCUCUUCUGUGUGCUCUCACAAAUCAAGUCACAAGCCAAGCUAACGAUAUUUUUCCCGCGAGGAUCCUGGCCCAUCAGAAAACUAUAAGCGAGAGAAGUGACCUUUAUGUAACCUGCAGCACAUUUGGAUCCAAGAAACACACCAGGGUUCAUGUUUAUUUAUGUAAGGAUGGUGUUGGAAUCAGUAAAAAGAUCCAGAAGCAAGAUCAAAAUGAUAGCACCUUCAUCAUACAAAGAGUUGAUCUUCGUCAAAGUGGAAAUUACAGCUGUGUUUACUCCAUAAGGAAUUAUUCACUUUCCCAAGUAAACAAGAGAGGAGACAACAUCAUUCAGAUUCUGGUUAUAGCCUAUUUUCUCCCUGCAGAUCUCUCAGUAGCUGGGCCGUCCACUGUCAGUGAGGGAGACAAUGUUGAAUUCAGAUGCACUCUUUCUGACACCCUGCAAACACUCGGUGAAUGUCAACUCAUCCAUUCUUACCUGAGGAGGAAUGAGACCAUCCUCCAAGUGCAAGCAUUUAAUGUCAUGCGGAUGGAGGCGACUUUCACCAUCGAAGGUGCCGUCAUGAGGGAUUCGGGCCAUUACAGCUGUGUGGUGCUGCCAUCUAAAUGCAUCCAAGAGCACGAGGAAGCACUCUAUGGAAAUAACGCAGUAUUACUCGAGGUCAAAGCGAGUUUGCUUCUCAGAAUGACUGUCUCCUGUGGAGUGGUAACCCUGAUGUUAUUACUGGGCCUGUGUCUGUGGUGGAUCAACAAACAAGGGUUUUUUUCCAUUUCGACAGACUCCUCAGCCUUGUACAAUCCAUGUGUGGUGAGUCAGCAGGCAAAUACAGACAUGUUGGAGGAACAGCAGGAGCAGACAGAGGGAGAAGAUCUGGAAGCAGAAGAUGAAGAUUCUUUCAACAUGGAGGAGGAAGAAGGGUAUCAGAAUGUUGUGGAUGCUGAGGACUCUGACAACAUUGAGGGAGUGUACAGUGUUGCAGAUGAGAGUGAUGAUGAUUAUGAGGACAUUGAUCAGCUGUGUGCCAGCUGACCAAUUUUGAGUGCUAAAGAUGACCCACCUGCAAGACCAAAUCCAGCAUGUUUGUAUGCCACAACCUCCAAAAGGAAAAAACACCAGAUCCAGGACAGGAUUUCACUUAAAUGCACAACUGGAACUCCUGCCUGUGUUGCACCCCUGUUUUGUUUGUUUUGAAUAAUAAACACUGCAGGUGGUGUAAAUUGUGUUGAUUGAUUUGACUUUGUAUUAAACAGUGUGGAAAACAAAUCUUUCCUCAUCUCACAUUUAAUCAUGUAAAACAUAUGCUAAUAGAAUUAAAACCUACAUAAAUACCCGAUUUUGUGAUUUAAGAGAUACAUUUGGACAUACUGUAUAUGCAUACCAUUCAAGAAGAACCUGAUGGUGGAAAACCAGACUCGAUUGUUAAUACUGAUGCAUCAAUCCAUAAACAACAUUUUACUGUCGUAGCUGGAGCUUGUUUUAACUACUAGAUAUACAGUUAGCUUGUUUAGCCCAGUGGUUACUAACCUAAGGAUUGGGCCAUCUCCAAAAGGAUCACAAGAUAAAUCUGCAGGGUUGCAAUGUGAUUAACGGGGUAGGAAAAAAGAAAGCUUCUGAUACACAAAUCUGUAUUAUUUUUUGAUGCUGUCAUUUGUGAAAUAUUGAAUAGUUUUACCUCUCUGGGCCUCUAAAAGUUAUUUAAAGUAUACCAUCUGAGAAGUUUAGAGGGGAAAUGGCUCUCAUGGAUAUCCCAAUGUUGACAAGGGACCAGACUACACACUGCUUUUUUUGUAAGGGGUCACAAGCAAAAAAGGUUGGGAACUACUGGUGUAUUUUUAACAAUGUAUAGUAUAUGCUUGUCACAUGUUGUUUUAGGUGAAAUUUUAAUCUGCAAAGUAACUUGUAACUCCAGCUGUCAAAUAAAUGUGGUAAAAAGUACAAUAUUUCCCUCUGAAUCGUAGUGGGGUAGAAGUAUAAAGUAGAAGAAAAUGGAAAUACUCAAGUUAAUUACAAGUACCUCAAAUUUGUAUUUAAGUACAGCAGCUGAGUAAAUGUACUUACUUUCUACCACUGAACCUGAUCUCAGCGUUGAGUGAUGACUACAGCUACAGAAUCAAAGCCUAACUACUUCUGCU